Scheffersomyces stipitis CBS 6054 is the source of this 2118-nucleotide messenger RNA. RefSeq lists its product as uncharacterized. The record is from RefSeq and is a predicted model, not a curated record. The coding region runs from base 1 to 2118 and encodes 705 amino acids. Lineage: Eukaryota; Fungi; Ascomycota; Pichiomycetes; Serinales; Debaryomycetaceae. The transcript is spliced from 2 exons.
AUGUUUAAAGGAGUGUUCCCAAGAUCCAGAGAAAGGGAGAAUUCGUUUGGAUUUCCACGAGUUGGAGCAGGGAUUUCAAGUGCUCCUUCUAGUUCCAGCUCUGAAGGCAAUAGUUCAGAAGAGAUGAUACUUAGCGGCGAUGUUCCUAAAUUGAAGAAAAGUAGAUCAUUCUGUAUUCCAAUAGAGCCUCAUAAUCUUGAAAAAUUGGCAAACGAAAGCUCUCAAGAUGUUAAUGAAAGUUUUGAUCCUUUCUCCCCUUCAAGACUUGAAAGGAGCAAGAGUAUGACUUUCAGUUUAGAAAGGAAAAGUAGCUUCGGAGUUCUUUCAAGACCAAAAUCUGUUACAUUUAGCUUGCUUGAAGAGGAAAGAGUCGAUGACGAGCAGGAGGUUUCAAACGGGUUUCUUGAAGAAGCAGGAGGUGUACGCGAGGAGAUGGUUACAAAGGAAAGGUUGUUUUCUCCAAGAGAAGAUGAAGCAGAUGACGAGAAGUCCAACACCAACACGAACUCCGACAUUCCAACACCAAACUUACACUCAGAGUAUGAUGGCCCAGGAAAUUACGGAGAGUCAAAUGAAUUCAAUUGUUCAUCAGAGUAUUCUUCUCCUCUUGAAGAAAAGCAAGAACCAGAAGUUAAAUUUGAGACAAUAAGGGACUACAGAAGCUACGAAAAUGAUAUCCAAAGUUUGUUCUCCAAAGAGUUAACAGGAAGUGAACCUGACUUUUCGGAGCCACUAGAAGAGCCUCAUACAAUUACCAAGAACAGUGAAGUCCAAACUGCCGAAGAAGAAGAUGAAGUAUUUCACUCCUUAAAAGCACUUGCUGCUUUAACAGGCAUUGAAGAUAUAGCUUUGAAAUACGCCAACAAUUACGAACUCUCAUCAAUAAUCUUUUCUUUGGCUAAAAGUAUUGAAUCUAAAAUUAGAGAUACUACUUCCAAAUUGGAGUCGAGGAAUGCCGAAUAUCUUGAAUUGGAGAAUCAGCACGAGAUUGAAAUGACACAACAAGUGGAAGAAUUCGAACAAUUGAAGAAUGAAAAAAACCUCCUUAAUGCUGAGUAUGAAACCUUUAAACAAAAUACCGUUCUUGAAAAAGAAGAAGAAACCGAGAAGUGGAAUCGUUACUACAAGCACCAGAAUGAGCUCCGCGAAAUCGUGAAUGAGAAGGUGGAAGCUUUGAAGACAAUAAGUUUGAGCGGAUAUGAAGUUUCCACCUACGGUAACCUCGUUGAAGCUGUUAAAGCAGUGGUUGAAAGCGAAAGUAGCCUAAAAGAGGAAGUGAGCUUGUUCAAAGGUAUCCAAGAAGAGAAAGAGAAACAGGAAAAUGAAGAUAAGAAAGAACUCCAGAGUACUAAAGAUGCACUCAAUUCAGUAAUCUUUGGACUCGACUCGGCAAUUGCAGAGAAAGAACAACUUCAAUACAAGUUUGACGAACUAAAAGCCCAAGUUCUGAGAAACAACCUAAAUGAAUCUGAAAAGAAUGAGGAACAUGCUGAAGAUGAAAAAUUGGUUCUGCUUCAGUACAAACAAGCUUUGAGUCCGAACGAAAUGGCUGCGAAAAUUAAUUCUGCAACGAUUAAAUCACUAUCAACUCAACAGGAACAUCAGAUACACACAUUGAACAAAUUGCUUGAAGAAACUGAACAUAACAUAAAAGAUGCUCUAGAAAAGACAACAAGUAACUUACUGGAAUAUCCAGGAAUGUUGAAGCACAAAGAACAGGAGAUUAUUGACCUAAAAGAACUACUUAUUCUUCACGAGAGAUCCGAAUCACAGCUCAACGAAUCAUUGAGAAACUGGAAGAACGACCACCAGAAUUUAAUGAAACAGGUCGAGAAGCUUACUGCUAAGGUGGAUUUGUCGAAAAAGCAAAAGGAUGCAGCUUCUGUUACAAUUAAUUCCUUGAAAGAAUCUUUGGCCCAAAUGGUCUCAGAAAAGAUAGAGCUUUCCAAGUUAAACUCUAUUCUACAACAGUACAACAAUGACCUUGUGAAAUGUUCCUUGCAAACUUAUAAAGGGUGUUAUGAAGGGUUAUCACCACUUCUCUACGAAGAAUCUAGAACCUAUUACUUGCGAUUGAAAAUAUCCCUGCUAUCGAGAAGAUGUCCAGAUUCUUCAUAA